GCGUUAAAUACAAAACGUGAAAUUAAAUUUAUUUCAACUUUGUAACGAGAAGCACGUUGUUUAUAUAUUCUAGUGCAAAAAAAUUAUAGUGAAAUUAAUAAAAAACAUUUUUAAAGUUACUAUUUACUUGAAAGCAAACUAAAAAAAAUCUAAAAGUAUGGCUCAAAUUAUCGAUGGCAAAGCUAUUGCUGCCCAGAUUCGUGCUGAAAUUCGUCAAGAUGUUGAAGACUUCAUAGCUAAAGGUAAUCGUAAACCACAUUUAACUGCCAUAAUCGUUGGAGAGGACCAAGCCAGUGAAACGUAUGUGCGUAUGAAAAUGAAUGCCGCCAAAGAUAUUGGCAUUUCCAGUGAGACAAAACGUUUGCCAGCCAAUAUUACCGAACAAGAACUUUUGGAAGUGAUUGAUCAAUUAAAUAAUGAUCCAAAUGUUGAUGGUAUCUUAGUACAAUUGCCCGUGCCCGAACACAUGAAUGAGCGUAAAAUUUGCAAUGCAGUUGUUUGUGAAAAAGAUGUCGAUGGUUUUAAUGUCUUUAAUGUUGGACGCAUGUGUCUCGAUAUGAAGUCAAUGAUACCGGCGACACCUUUGGGGGUAAUUGAACUAUUGAGACGUACGAAUAUUGAUACAUUCGGCAAGAAUGCUGUAGUUGUUGGACGUUCGAAAAACGUCAGUAUGCCAAUUGCUAUGUUAAUGCAUGCCGAUGGUCGUAACGAAACUAAUGCCAUGGAUGCUACAGUAACUAUUUGUCAUCGUUUUACGCCACCUAAAGAAUUGGCUAAAUACUGUUCAAUGGCCGAUAUUAUAAUAACAGCAACUGGUGUACCCGGCCUCAUAACAAAAGAAAUGGUUAAACCCGGUGCCUGUGUCAUUGAUGUUGGUAUAACUCGCAUAACUGAUAGUAAUGGUAAAACUAAGUUGGUAGGAGAUGUAGAUUAUGAUGAAGUUCGCCAAGUAGCUGGUUAUAUUACACCUGUGCCUGGUGGUGUGGGUCCCAUGACAGUUGCUAUGUUGAUGCUCAAUACUGUAACAGCUGCUAAAAACUUGGCCGCUGCCUCCAAAUAGUUUUAUAUGUAUAUAUAGUUUUGCUGACAAAUUAGAUAGAUGGCUAUAGUAUUUUUUUCUUUUUAUUUUUUAAUCUCAUUCAUUUCCUAUUUUUAUUUUAUUUUUUUAUAUUAAAUAAUUUUCGUUUUUCAUUAACGAAUAUAUAAAAUACCAUGAUGCAUCCUGAUAAUAACUAAUAAUGUAUAAUGACAAAUAUUUUAAUUUAAAUAUUUUAAUAAAGAAACAAUAUUAAAGUUAA
This is a messenger RNA of Lucilia cuprina (Australian sheep blowfly), 1298 nucleotides long. It is a transcript of the gene Nmdmc, whose product is annotated as bifunctional methylenetetrahydrofolate dehydrogenase/cyclohydrolase, mitochondrial. Gene Ontology annotation, biological process: tetrahydrofolate interconversion. Bases 158 to 1060 code for a protein of 300 amino acids. NCBI's taxonomy places the organism in Eukaryota, Metazoa, Arthropoda, Insecta, Diptera, Calliphoridae. The transcript is spliced from 3 exons. The record is from RefSeq and is a predicted model, not a curated record. Gene Ontology annotation, cellular component: mitochondrion. Gene Ontology annotation, molecular function: methylenetetrahydrofolate dehydrogenase (NAD+) activity; methylenetetrahydrofolate dehydrogenase (NADP+) activity; methenyltetrahydrofolate cyclohydrolase activity.